This is a messenger RNA of Cimex lectularius (bed bug), 902 nucleotides long. It is a transcript of the gene mRpS11, whose product is annotated as 28S ribosomal protein S11, mitochondrial. Bases 141 to 845 code for a protein of 234 amino acids. The record is from RefSeq and is a predicted model, not a curated record. Gene Ontology annotation, biological process: maturation of SSU-rRNA from tricistronic rRNA transcript (SSU-rRNA, 5.8S rRNA, LSU-rRNA); ribosomal small subunit assembly; translation. Lineage: Eukaryota; Metazoa; Arthropoda; Insecta; Hemiptera; Cimicidae. Gene Ontology annotation, cellular component: mitochondrial small ribosomal subunit; ribosome. The transcript is spliced from 5 exons. Gene Ontology annotation, molecular function: small ribosomal subunit rRNA binding; structural constituent of ribosome; mRNA 5'-UTR binding.
GUUUGUUAUUGAUGGCUGUCCAAAAUUGUUUAUCAUCAAAUUGGCAGCUUGUGUUAGCCUGUUUGUUGUUCAAUCUCGUCUUUUACCUGUGUCUUUGGGUGUUAACCAGGAACCAAACAUGACGUCACCGCUCUUCAAUCAUGAUCGAUCCCGAGGUUGAAACAGUGGCUCUCCCUUCCCUUCCAUUAUCAGAUAAGCUGCAGGCAGGAAAUAAACAAGGCUCAGACACGAUGUUCGUUCUCACCCGGAUAGCCAGAAAUCUGCCGAAAUUUUUACCGCAGAUGAGCAUCUGCAGGCAGGAAGCUUAUAUCGGGUCGAGAUCGAUUCAUACGAGCUGCACGUUCAAUAGAAAAGAAGAUGUGAGGGCGUCCCUGCCUCCCAUAGACGAUGGUACCGAGGGAGAAAAGUCAAUCAACGUCGAUGCCAUUAUUCAAACCCGGGAUGACAUGUUUCCUACAGGAAAUACAAUGAACGUGUUGUUCAACGGCAUACCAUUUUCUCAAGUUCCCAUUUGUAACAUCAGAGUUUCUAGGAACAACACCAUUUUUACCAUGACGGAAGCAAAAACAGGUGAAGUGAAGUUGAUACGAUCUUGUGGUAUUGAAGGUUUCAAAAAUACAAGAAAAGGUUCGAACGUUGCAGCUCAAGCGACAGCCAUCACAUUCGGAACGAAUGCUGUAAGGAAAGGAUAUGGAACAAUUAGGGUUCGCAUUCAGGGCCUUGGACCUGGACGAAUGUCUGCGAUAAAAGGUCUGCAGAUGGCUGGGUUAAACAUAAUAUCAAUUACAGACAGUACUCCAGUUUCAUGGUGGCCACCACGACCUCGAAAACAACGAAGGCUGUAAUUGUUUUAACUAUAUAGCUCAUAGAGAUAUUGUAAAUAAAUGUUUUUUUCAUGUUGA